Egretta garzetta (little egret) is the source of this 4156-nucleotide messenger RNA. RefSeq names its product AF4/FMR2 family member 2 (gene AFF2). Gene Ontology annotation, cellular component: nuclear speck; nucleus. Gene Ontology annotation, biological process: regulation of RNA splicing. Gene Ontology annotation, molecular function: G-quadruplex RNA binding. The record is from RefSeq and is a predicted model, not a curated record. The transcript is spliced from 23 exons. The coding region runs from base 1 to 3846 and encodes 1281 amino acids. Lineage: Eukaryota; Metazoa; Chordata; Aves; Pelecaniformes; Ardeidae.
AUGAGCAACCACUUCCUUUUGAACAGAUACUUCGUACACACAAUAUAUGAGCGAGAGGUUUGGAUUGAUGCAAAGAGGAACGGGAGUCACUAUGAGCAAGACCGGAGUGCACUUAAGCGGAAAGAAUGGGAGAGAAGAAACCAGGAAGUCCAGCAAGAUGAAGAUCUCUUUGCUUCAGGUUUUAACCUCUUUGGGGAACCCUACAAGACAAAUAAAGGCGAUGCCCUUGCAAACCGUGUCCAGAACACAUUGGGAAAUUAUGAUGAGAUGAAGGACCUGUUAACUAACCAUUCCAACCAGAGCCAUCUUGUAGGAAUCCCAAAGAAUUCUGUCCCACAGACGCCCAUUGACAAAAAUGAACAGAACUUUUUCCCAGAACCAAGAAACAGGAUGAUCCCAUCUCAUCAGAUCAGUGGUCACUCAUCAACAUCAAUGCCUCCGCCUUCUUCAUUGUCAUCUAAUUCUACUUUGCUACACAGUCACCAGAGCAGCAGGAAGUCGAGGACAGACUGGUCACGUGGUGGUCACAACUCUAGUGGGGCCCAGCCAAGCCAGUCCAGUAGUCAGCAGAGUCGGACAAAGCAUAGCUCUUCUCAUGACCAGCCACAGGGCAGGUAUGAAGACCUCUAUAAUUGUCAGAGUGAGCAGCAUAAAAGUGGAGGAACUGAGGAAGCAAAUUCUAUGCCAGCAUCUUCACAUUCGAGGAGGCAUACUCAUUCAAAGUCAGCAGCUGGAGAACAUACUUACAAAGAAAACAGUCAUUCGAAGUCACCCACAGAGCUUGAGUUUGUAGGUCAUGGUCCUGGAUCUCCACUUCCUUCCACAUCUUUGUUAUCUGCGAACAACAGUCUUUCGACCCAGAAUUUCCCACCAGGACUUCACUGUAAAAACAGCAUGGUCCAGCAAAAGCCUACAGCAUAUGUCAGGCCUAUGGACGGUCAGGACCAGGUGCCCAAUGACUCACCUGAACUGAAACCUCCAAUAGAAAUUGAGAGUGGAUAUGGAAAUCAGUCCUUUGGAACACUGCUGGAAGGAAAAGUGAACACACCUAGUUCAAAGAACAAAGUACCAAAGCUCAACAUUCCUCCUGUUACUGAAGUUACCCUUCCCAAUGACUCCAGCUGUGUGGAAGAAAUAUUACGGGAGAUGACCCAUUCCUGGCCUCCUCCUCUUACUGCUAUUCACACUCCUGGCAAGGCUGAGCAGACCAAGUUCUCUAUCCCAAGCAAGGACUCCCAACAUCUGACCUCAGGAUACAAUGUACAAAAGUGGAGUGAUCCAGCAGGGAAAGUUGCAACUAAGUCAGUGCCACAAAAGUCAAUGCUUGAGGAUGAUCUGAAACUCAGCAGUGAUGAAGAUGACAAUGAACAGGCUGCUGAAAAGACAAAAUUGAGAAACAUUCCUGUAAACAGCCUGCCAGUGCCGGCAGCACACACUACCGGCUUGGCCCAUUCCAGUGGUGGCUCCGGGAGCUCCAGUGAAUCCGAGAGCAGCUCUGAGUCCGACUCCGACAGCGAGAGCAGCUCCAGUGACAGCGAGUGCAACGAGGAGUCGCGCAGUGCCACGCCAGAGCCUGAACCUCCCUCAACAAACAAAUGGCAGCUGGAUAAAUGGCUAAAUAAAGUGAACCCCCACAACAAGACCAUCAUCAACAAUCAAAAUGAGCCUCACAGCGAGACCAGCUCCCAGGCCCAGAGCAACCAGCAGGCCGAAGGGCCAAACAAAGGGAAGCUCAACAGCAGCCUGCCCCCGACCGAUUCCAAAGACCGGGCGAUCCUUAGUCCCAUCCGAGAGAAAGCCAAACCACGGGUUGCCCAGAAAACCCCAGAUGCAAAAAGCUCCAAGCAGAAGUCACCAGCUCAUAAUGAGCCAACGUCACAAAGGACUACUGGGAAAAAGCAACCCAAAAAGGUAGAAAGGACUUCCAGUGUAGAAGAGUAUAACUGGCCCAAACCAAAUAAUACCAGCAACACUCCCAAAGAAAAAGACACACAGGAACCCCCCGAGCAGCCAAAGGUUCGAACUAAAGCAGCAGUUGGGAAGACCGCUCCAAGGAAAGAACCACGAACUAGCACAGGUCUCACUUCAGAGAAGAAAAAGUACAGAGGCCCCAGCAAAAUUGUUCCUAAGUCCCGGGAAUUCAUUGAGACAGAUUCAUCUACUUCUGACUCAAAUACAGACCAGGAGGAGAAUUUGCAGGCUAAGGUAUUGCCAGCUUGCACCGGGUCUGGCAAUGGCGUCAAAGUGAAGGACUCUGGCAGUAACAUCCUCAGCGUAAGUAGUUUAACUAGCAAUGGCAGCAACGCAUCCAUUGACCAGACCAGCAAUGACUUAGAGGAGCAGCUCUUUUCUCCUAUCCCAAUCGUACAAAAUGAACUUCUGUCCCCACUGAGAGAAUAUGAAGAAUUCAAAUCUCUGUGGGUGAAAAUAGACCUUAGUUUACUCUCUAGGAUACCUGGACAAGAGCCUUUUGAGAACACAUCUGUGAAAAGUGAACCAAGAGAGGCAAAUGUGAAACACAGGCGACCAUCUCGAGAGUCCCCUACCCCAGCAGCUGAAAAACCAUCCACAAAAUCCAAAAGGAAACACAAGCAGACGGAAAGCCUGGAUACCUUUGUUGAAAACAAGAAGCAGCGCCUGGAGGACCCUUCAGCUUCAUGCCUGCUCCCACCCUGUAUCUCUCCGAUACCGAAUCACAGAUUAACCAGCACUAAAGAGAGCAGCGGUAGCUCAGUGAAGAAGGUGGCAAAGAAAAGAGAAGAGAAGCUGUUCCCUCCUCCGUUAUCCCCCCUCUUGGACGAGCCUGUGCACCGGCGGCACAGCAGUGACAACAGCUCCUUCAGCCAAGAGACCAACAUCACAAACACCUCCCAGACCAGCAGCUCUUCCUCCUCUGUUUCUAAACACAGAAAGAAUGAAAAUAAAUCCUCUUCUAACCCCAAAGGAAUCUGUGAGGAAGAAUCUCACAAUACACCAACAGCCAACACUCUUCUUGACACCAGCCAUCUAGAAACAGACAUCUGGUCUGCGAUGCCAACACUUUCCAAUGGGAAUUCUGAGCCCAGAAGACCCAAAAUAACAUUUGAUGAUGUGCUUCACAAUGCGGAUUAUUACAUGCAAGAGGCUAAGAAGCUAAAGCAUAAAGCAGAUGCGUUGCUGGAGAAGUUCGGCAAAGCAGUGAAUUAUGCUGAUGCUGCCCUCUCCUUCAUCGAGUGCGGGAACGCUAUGGAGCGAGAUCCAUUAGAAGCUAAAUCUCCAUACACCAUGUACUCAGAGACUGUGGAACUCAUCAGGUAUGCAAUGAGACUCAAGAAUUUCACAGGCUCUUCUGCCACAGAAGGGGACAAGAAAUUAGCAGUUUUAUGCUACCGAUGCUUAUCACUUCUCUACUUGAGAAUGUUUAAACUAAAGAAGGACCAUGCUAUGAAGUACUCCAGAUCUCUGAUGGAAUAUUUUAAGAAUUCUUCAAAAGCCUCACAGGCCCCCUCACCUUGGGGCGGCAAUGGAAAGAGCACAGAAACGCCAUCGCCCAUGUCCCUGAGUCCAUCCCCUGUCAGCUCUGCUGGAAGCAGCACCAGCACCGCUGGCUCCUCCUUGGCGGGGACCAUCACCAUCCCUCAGCGCAUCCACCACAUGGCUGCCAGCCACGUCAACAUCACCAACAAUGUCCUGCGGAGCUACGAGCACUGGGACAUGGCUGACAAGCUGACUAAGGAGAACAAAGAAUUCUUUGUAGACCUGGACUCAGUGAUGGGACCCUUAACACAACACAGCAGUAUGACCAAUCUGGUUCGUUACGUUCGCCAAGGACUCCACUGGCUCCGUAUUGAGGCUCAUUUGUUGUAGUGACUGCUGCCCUGUUCAUAACAUCCCCAUUCUUCUACCUCUACCAGCGCAGAGACGAUCACUGGUGGAACUCCACUCAUUUCUGGAAGUUUAUUCAUGUAACUUCAUUUUUAUUGCCUUUUUUAAUAUCCUAUCUAUUGGAAGUAGAAGUCACCAUAAAUGGAACUUAUGACUCAAAAGCAGUAUGUGUUGUACCAUCUAAUCAUUUUUGACAAUUUUUUAUGCCUUGUGUCUCCUGGAUCCUGCCAUCCUUAUGUGCUUUAUGGAACGGUACAUUCCCUGCAGUAUUGUUUUAAGUCCAUGCUGCCUU